Thunnus maccoyii (southern bluefin tuna) is the source of this 1877-nucleotide messenger RNA. RefSeq names its product 5'-3' exonuclease PLD4. Gene Ontology annotation, molecular function: catalytic activity. The record is from RefSeq and is a predicted model, not a curated record. The coding region runs from base 118 to 1572 and encodes 484 amino acids. The transcript has 11 exons. Lineage: Eukaryota; Metazoa; Chordata; Actinopteri; Scombriformes; Scombridae.
AACAGAAAUAUCACUUCAGUUCAGUUUUGGGUGAAAGCUGGAGGGGAAGCACGCUUGUUGUGAGCUCUUUCUAGUGGACGAGUGUCUGCUUCGGGCGAGCAGUGCUCGAAAGGGAACAUGACCUCUACGUAUAGAAGUCUUCAUGACAGUUAUGUCUCAAACAAAGGGAGGUCGACCAGCUGUGUGACAUUAGCUGUGGUUUUGGGCUGUCUGACGGUCCUGGGGAUCCUGCUUGCCAUCGCUGUGCUGAAGAGACCACCGGCCCCCAAAGAUCAUGAAACACUCCCCGGCGACGCUGGUGGGGACAAUUUCACUACAGACCAGUGCAGUAUGACCCUCGUGGAGAGCAUUCCUCAACAUAUGAAAUAUAAAGCCAAUGUAACGCUUGGGAUCCCUUUGGAAGAAGUCUGGAAAGACCUUAUCUCCAUGGCAACGGACCAAGUGGAAGUGUCCUCUUUCUACUGGACUUUAACUGGGGAAGACAUCAACGUUAACUCUUCCUCUGACAUACCUGGAAGGGAUAUCUUGGAGCAACUUGAAACAUUGCCCUCCAGGAACGUCUCUGUCCGAGUGGUUAUCAGUGUUCCCACCGUGAGAACAAACUCCACCGAUUUAGAGAUCUUAAAACAGAAAGGAGUUCAGGUGAGGGCGGUGGACUUUGGGCGCCUGGCAAAGGGUGUCCUUCACAGCAAGUUCUGGAUCGUUGACAGAAAACAUGUGUUUAUUGGCAGCCCCAACAUGGACUGGAGGGCUCUCACACAGGUGAAAGAACUGGGAGUGGUCAUCUACAACUGCUCCAGUCUGGCAACGGACCUGCAUAAGAUCUUUCAGUCUUACUGGGUGAUGGGAAAGUCCAAUAGUUCCCUGCCACAGCCCUGGCCUCCAGAGUACGACACUGCCAUCAACAAAGAUCACCCCCUGCUGGUGAAAGCUGAUAAUGUCUCCAGCAGACUCUACCUCGCAGGUUCUCCACCAUCAUUCUGUCCUCAAUCGAGGACUCAGGACCUGGAGGCGAUUCUCUCCAUCAUCUCAGAGGCUCAACACUUUGUUGAUGUAGCCGUCAUGGAAUAUUUCCCCACCACACGCUUUGAAAAGCCUCAGAGAUACUGGCCGAUCAUCGACGAUGCCAUCAGGACAGCUGCAUUCGAGAGGAGGGUGAAGAUCCGGAUGCUUAUCAGCUGCGGCCGGGACUCUGAUCCAGCAAUGCUGCCCUUCCUUCAGUCCCUGGCCUCGAUGGACAGCCCUCAGCAGCAUAUCAACAUUCAAAUAAAAUUGUACAUAGUGCCUGUGGGAAACCAGUCUGAUAUUCCAUAUAGCCGAGUCAACCACAAUAAAUACAUGGUGACUGAUAAAGAAGCCUACAUUGGUACCUCCAACUGGUCUGGGGACUACUUUCUGACUACAGCUGGAGUCGGUCUGGUGAUUUCCCAGCGUGCUCCACACCCUGUUUGGAAGACUGAGGCCCUACAGAGCCAGCUCAGGGCGGUGUUUGACCGGGACUGGCACUCUGAGUUUGCAGUGCACCUUGAUGACCUGGGUGACAACCCAGACUGUUCACUAUCAAGACGAUAGAAUGUAAAUAUAGUUAAACCAUAAUUGAGGUUAUUAUAUUAUCCAUAUGUGAAAAUCAGAAAUUGAUAUGGAUUUUUUGUUGAUUAAGCCAAGGUUUUACUACUAAAUAACUGGAAGUGAGGAUGAAGUUCUUUAUGAAUGAAACUGUGGUAUCAAAAGGGCAAAAACAUCACACCAGCUGUGUCAUCCUCAGUUGUCUGACUACCCAAUGUAAUGCACUUGUACUUUGCUUUAUUGUUUUAUCACUGACAGUGUUAAGCUGAUUGUCUGGAUGUAUGAUUAUUAAACAUGUUUUAUAAUUAUUA